This is a messenger RNA of Pangasianodon hypophthalmus (striped catfish), 5769 nucleotides long. It is a transcript of the gene lgr4, whose product is annotated as leucine-rich repeat containing G protein-coupled receptor 4. Gene Ontology annotation, cellular component: membrane. Gene Ontology annotation, molecular function: G protein-coupled receptor activity; protein-hormone receptor activity; protein binding. The coding region runs from base 6 to 2882 and encodes 958 amino acids. The record is from RefSeq and is a predicted model, not a curated record. NCBI's taxonomy places the organism in Eukaryota, Metazoa, Chordata, Actinopteri, Siluriformes, Pangasiidae. The transcript is spliced from 18 exons. Gene Ontology annotation, biological process: G protein-coupled receptor signaling pathway.
AAGCCAUGAUGAUGCCCUCGCUUGCCGUCCGGAUCCUCGUUCUCGGCUUGUGCGUGCGCGGCGCCGCGGCUCAGGCAGCGUCCACUCCGGCCGUGUGCGCGCCCGCGUGCCGCUGCGACGGAGACGGAGGCGCUGACUGCUCCGGGAGAGGACUGAGCUCCGUGCCGCGCGGCCUCAGCGCCUUCACCUACUACCUUGACCUGAGCAUGAACAACAUCACAGAGCUACCUGCGAAUGUAUUCAAGAACCUGCCGUACCUGGAGGAACUGAGAUUGGCAGGUAACGAUCUUACUUUCAUCCACCCUGAAGCUCUGUCUGGCCUCCACCAGCUCAAAGUACUCAUGCUUCAAAAUAACCAGCUGAAGACGGUUCCCAGUGCUGCUCUCAAGAACCUCCACGCUCUGCAGUCUCUGCGCUUGGAUGCGAACCACAUCACAGUGGUGCCUGAGGACAGUUUCCAGGGCUUGCAGCAGCUCAGACACCUGUGGCUGGAUGAUAACAGUCUGACCGAGGUUCCAGUCGUGCCUCUGCAACAUCAGGGGAACCUGCAGGCGCUCACGCUGGCACUCAACCGCAUCGGCCACAUCCCGGACAGCGCCUUCGCCAACCUCUCCAGCCUGGUGGUGCUGCAUUUGCACAAUAACAGGAUUGAGGAGAUUGGGAAGAACUGUUUCAGUGGCCUGGACAAUUUAGAAACACUAGAUCUGAACUACAACAACCUGAAAAGCUUCCCCGAAGCCAUCCAGACUCUCCCCAAGCUGAAAGAGCUUGGCUUUCACAGUAAUAAUAUCGCCGUCAUACCUGAAGGAGCUUUUCAUAGGAAUCCACUGCUACGCACCAUUCAUCUCUAUGACAACCCUCUCUCCUUCGUGGGAAGGUCGGCUUUCCAGAACCUAUCAGACCUGCACUCUCUGAUGCUACGUGGUGCCAGUAUGAUGCAGGACUUCCCCAGUCUGACUGGAACAGGGAACCUCGAGAGCCUCACCCUAACAGGCACUAAGAUCAGAGCCGUACCUGCAGAUCUGUGUGAGGACCUCUCUGUUCUCCGGACUUUAGAUCUUUCCUACAAUGAGAUCGAAGAGCUGCCUUCCUUUCAGGGCUGUGUGAGUCUUCAGGACAUAACCCUACAGCAGAACCACAUCCAGCAGAUACAUCAAGACACCUUCCAUGGCCUGACAAACCUCCGAGUUCUGGACCUGAGCAGAAAUGAGCUGAAGUUCAUCCACCCAGAUGCCUUCCACUCUCUCAGCGCUCUGACCAGCCUGGAUCUGAGUAUGAAUCUCUUAGCCAGUGUACCUACAGCCGGACUAAAUGCCCUGAACCAGCUCAAGCUCACAGGCAACGUAAAAAUGAGGAGCAGCCUGAGCGCCGCCGGCCUUCCCAAGCUCAGGUCUAUAUCAGUGCCGUAUGCAUAUCAGUGCUGUGCUUUCAUUGCCUGUGACGGCACACUGAGUUCCCUGGAAAGAGAGGACAGGAGGAACGGCAUUGGUGUGGAUGAGGAGAUGGAGAGGACCCCCCUGCUUAUGCACUGUUCUCCUUCCCCAGGAGCAUUUAAACCGUGCGCCCACCUGCUUGGCAGCUGGAUGAUUCGACUGACCAUAUGGUUCAUCUGCCUGGUGGCUCUCCUGUUUAACUGCCUGGUCCUGGCUGCCACGCUUUCCCCACGCAGCUGCCCACUCUCGCCCACCCGCCUGCUUGUGGCCGUCCUGGCAUCCUCCAACCUGCUGACGGGAUUCUACGUGACUGCACUGGUAGUCCUGGAUGCUGCCACCUGGGGCUCGUUCGCAUCCUAUGGCGUGUGGUGGGAGACGAGUGCCGGGUGCCAGGCACUCAGCGUGCUGGCCGUGUUCUCGUCCGAGUGGGCCGUUCUGGUGUUGCCUCUGGCCGCUGUGGAGCGCAGCCUGGCUGUCCGGGCGCUGAUGGGUAAAGCGGGCGCACUGAGGAGCUGUGACCGGAGGGGUCAGAGAAGGAAGUUUGGACUCGCUGCAGGACUUCUGGGUCUACUGGCAGCUGGGGUGGCAUUUUUAAGCCUGUAUCAAGGAGCAGUGGAGGGUUCUCCACUGUGCCUGCCCUUCUCUGGAGGUUUGGCACCUGGGUUGGGUGUGACGGUGGCGCUGGUGCUGCUGAACAUCCUCGCGUACCUGUUAAGCGCCGUGAUAUACACAAGGCUCUACUGUGGUCUGGGCCGGGCACAGCUUGCCGAUCCAGAGCAGGCAGGUUCUGUGCGACACGUCGCGUGGCUUAUUUUUACCAACUGCAUCUUCUUCUGCCCUGUGGCAGCCUUCUCCUUUGCCCCACUGCUGACGGGAACGGGUAAUGCAGCCGGAAGCCCGGACAUGGCAAAAUCAGUUACCCUGAUCUUCUUUCCUCUGUCUGCUUGCCUAAAUCCAGUGCUGUACGUCUGCUUCAGCCCUGCCUUCCGGCACGACUGGCUUCGCCUAAGGGGGCGGAUCAGACUCGGGAGAGGUGGGAAAGCCAUCGGGGCCGGUUCAGUGGGCAUCACCGGGACAGGUGAAGGCGGAGUCUCGAGUGAACUGGGCUACGAAUGUGGCAUGUGCGAACGCUGCGAGGCAGCUCUUCUCGCCAGAGCAUCUUCGUCGUCUGCCUCCUCAUCUUCCUCUUCCUCCUGCACAUGCAGACAUUUAGUGAAGUGGCACAGUUGCCCGGCGCUGACAGCGGGCGAGGUUCCGUGCUCGCGUUCCGACGGCGACUGGGCAGACUGCGGCACUCUGUCAGCGCACUCGGAAUAUGCAGACGAGGGAGACUCGUUCGUAUCGGACAGCUCAGAGCAGGCACAAGCGUGCGGACGCGCAUGUUUCUGCCAGAGUCGCGGCUUACCUUUAGUGCAUUACUCUUACAACGUGCCCAGCAUUAAAGACUGAGAAUGAGUCAUUGCACACACACACACUUGCACAUUCACACUUUCGCUCGUUCACUACAGAGCGUCUGCUCAUAUGGCACACACACAAGCACAUUAUGCAGGGAACAGUGGGCGAUUUGAGACACGCCCUGGAGCCAGAGACAUUCAACUGGUCAGGAAGCACUUUUUUUUUCAAACACAUCAGUGUGUGUGUGUGUGUGUGUGUGUGUGUGUGUGCACGCGUCUGAAACGACGCUGACGCCUCGUCAGUAAAUUAAAAGGGAAACUGACAAUAUGAAAAAGACUCACUGAGCCAAAUGUCAGCAGGACUUGAUUUCCUUUCUGCGUUUUUAUUCAUGUCUGCAUGGCUGCAGCGAGCUGACUGACUUCCUUAAUCCUUAAAGAACACAAAGCCGAGUGCUACUGCCCGCCUCUCACUCUUUGACAGAACACGACUUCAGUUUGCAAAGAUUUUUUGUUAAGCAGGGAUAAAUGUCACUAAGCUGAGAAUAUUUUUGUCUUGAUUUUGUUCUUCACUGUUGGCAUUCCUUGUUCUAUUGACCUCAGUGUGUGACGGAAGUGUGGGAUCUUUUCCCAUGUAGCUGCAUUCAUGUAUGUGUUAGUCAAGGAGAAUGUAACAUAACAUAGAAACUUUUAAAGAGUGAGUCUAUUUUUACUGCCUCUUUUCUUGGAAAUUCUGCUAAUAUUUAGCACUGGCCAGCAGCCAUUCCCUCACACUGUUCAGUUCAUCUUGUGCUUCGACGGCUGUGCAGAAGCCUUCGGGGUGAAAUAGUGGUUUGAAGGCAGGAACGACUGGACGUGAGAUCCAGUUACAGUAUGUUCAGCGCUCUCUCAGCUGUAACAGUCAUUGUUUUGACAUUAGCAAUGGCUUUAUCAUACACAGUGCCCUAAUUUAUAAACAGAAAUGUAUGUAAAAUUGUUUUAAUUAUAGAUUGAUGUAAAUAAUUCAGCGGUUAUGGUACUGUAUAUGACAUAUGUUUGGACCUUCGUAUUAUAAGUUCCUGUGCGGCAUUCUAUCAUCACUUGGAAACUCAGGCCCUGAUUCACUGAAAGGUUAAACAUUACAUUUAAUCAGCUUUGUAGAUGAUGUGUAAUUCUACAUAUGUCUGGUGAAUAUGGAAUAUAAAAUCAAAAAUAUAUUGUAUGUCACAAUUUUUAGACACUUUCUUAUUAUGAAUGAAGUGAGGAAAAAAACACAAUAGGGCGUGCUGUUAUCGGAAAAUAAUCAACGACGGAAUGACUGAUUAUUUUCCAAUAAAGCAUGCCUAGAAAUGUUUUAUUCCUCUUAUCCAACAGUAAUUUAUAAACAAUUAAAUUUGUUCAUUUUAUGACACGUCAUAAUUUUAACCAUUUUUAGGUACAUUUAAUGUUGUUGAACAUCCACGAGACAAGUUCUUUCCUGUUAUCACUUAGGUUAUAGCAGCUAUAAACAGUCAUUCCCUCACCAGCGUCUCUUUUUUUCUCUCUGUCAAAGUUAAUAAGAUGAGAAAACUGCUUAUUUUGCUUAGAAACAGCCUUGAACACUGAAGAUUCCUUCCAUAAAUGGUAAAUAAAUGUCUGUGUACAGAAAGCUGCACUAUAACAAUGAUAUACGCUUGUCAGUGAAAACAUGGAGGCGGAAACAGAGAAAGCAGGUUUUUCUAAACCAUAUCAACAUUUUAUAAAUGAUCAAUAUUGAUUACAAGCAUAUCCUUUGAUUUUUUAUUAUUGCUAAUAUAUUCUUAUAGAUGUCUUUUCAUACCGUACCAUCUUUUAUAAACUCUGAUUUAUCUACAGCUUUGAAUUUUUCAUAUUGCGUUUCACCUAAUAAGUCGAUCUUAAGUUUCAGUUUCUCACUCCUGGGAGCUGUUUUUAUCCAAACUCGCCACCGCUAUCCAGAACAAUUAACUCACACCAAAACCUCUACCUACUAUACACGUAAUUGUAAUUUACACAAUUAAUAUUUAUAAAUUGCCCAAAAACACCCAUCAACUACAUGAGCAGUUAAUCUCUUUAUUCAAUUUGGGAUCUUUGUAAAUCAGGGGCUUAUAACACUAAGGACAUGAUGGACUUGAUGCUUCAGAACAUGAGCAGUUUGAUGAUUAUCAAAUGACAUGACAUUUCCUUCCCUCACUCUAUCCCCAAAAAAACACGACUAGAUUAUUUUUUAUACUGGCGUAAUUACUAGAAUCUUAUAAACAACAUAUUUACUUCCACCCCUAACAGGUCCAAAGAGCAAACAUAUAUAUUGUGACUUUAUGCAUGUGUUUUCACCCUGAUCUUGAAGUUUGAAGCUGUUGUCAUUAACUGUUGUCUUAAGCUUAUGUAAUGUCAGUGAGAAUUCACACACAGCAAUUUUCAGUGAACAGAAACCUUUCCAUGUCACUUUCACUUUGCUCUUCUGCAGAAUGACUACCUUCAUCCAGGCUUUUUUUUUUUUUUUUAAAGCACGUUUGCAUCCAAGCUGAGUUUAAUUUAUAUUGUUGUGUUAGUCAAAUAAGCUUCCACCAGCUGAUAUUUAAGGUAAUCUCUUAAAUGAGGUAGCAAUUAAUGUCACUAACAAAUUCCAGAUGUUUGAGUGUGAUUCUAUCUUUAUGUUUGUCUGUGAGUGUUGUAAAUUAUUUGUAUAAUCGAGAAUGGGAUGCAUCGUCUAACCAUGGAAGCUACCUCUUUAACUGUAGCGGCUGCCGGUAGUGUGCAGUGUGUAUGAGAGAGUGGUUGCUCUUAUGUUUUACGUUUUUAUGUUUUAUGUUGACUGUCUGAUUACUCGCGCUGUAAAUACAUCUAGUUUGUACUGUCACUGAAUGAAAGUCACAUUUUAGUUUAUGCCAAUUGUGGGAGGAAAUUGUGUACGGUAUAUAGUAAAUUUUGUAAAGCAAACCAUAUAAAGUAAAUUGCUUAAAGUCUGA